AUGGCAAAUACUGGAUCUUCAUCAGGCGAUACUCCCAAGCAGGUUUUUAACCCUGGAAUCCAGAAGGCGUCCAUGGAGCCAAGAAGCAUGUAUCGCCAGAAAACUUUAUCCUUCCGCACUGUACGGUCCAUGUCGAGGGAUCUGGCGGAGGCCGACCCGCAGCCAGCGGUCAACUCCAGAAAAAUCCCACGCCGGUGUCAGGACGAUAAGACAGAAAGCCCCCAAAGGCAAGCUCUAAGGGAAACUUCCCAGGAGACCCUGGACCUUCUCCCAGCACUCCUCAACCGCCUGAACACCGCAUGUGAGGCCCGGCAGUCGAAGAAAGUGUCGUUCCACUCUCUCCGCAGAUUACACUCUCAGGACUGCCCUCGAUUCCCGUCGCCCGCAACCAUCAAAGUCAUCAACGAGGAUACCCUCAACGUGGCCGUCAGACUGUUUGCUUCUGCGCAAACGCAGCGCCCCGGUCCGAGUGCUUCAAGACCCAGACCAAGCUCCUGUCCAUUGAUCGUCAACUUCGCCAGCCAUCGAAAACCCGGUGGGGGGUGGCUGAACGGCGCUCUGGCACAAGAGGAGUCGAUAUGCUACCGCAGCUCAUUGGCGCUUAGCCUCGACAGAACGGACUAUCCGCUGGGCCUCGAUGAGGCGAUCUACAGUCCCUACGCACUGGUGAUGCGUGGUGAUCUGGCCUCCGGACACAAUUUGCUUAUGUCCCCAUCUACGCCCCCGGAGACUCUUCCCGUUAUCAGCACCGUCUCAAUUGCCGCCUUGUAUCGGCCACGAUUACGGACCAUACCGCUGAACCCUGCCCUGAGACGACCACACAGUAACGGCCGUCACGAGCGUCAUGGUUCGGGUGGACACCGCAGCUUUGGAGGACAUAGCCACCCUCACGGGCAUCGCAAUUCUGGGAGCCAGCGCAGAGUACCCCCACGCUCCCAUUCAGCCUCACCAGCGAUCUCAUCCUCCCACCCGCACACCCGGCAGGUUUUUGAGCGUGACAGAGACCGCAAUCUUUCCAAGGCUAAAAUGAGGCUUGUACUUCGCCUUGCAGCAACCAAUGGGCAUGAAAUGUUGGUCCUCGGAGCUUUUGGCUGCGGGGUGUAUGCGAAUCCACCUGCUGAGAUUGCGCACUGCUGGCUCGAGGUCCUACGUGAACCGGAAUUUUGCGGAAACUGGUGGCGGGAGGUUUACUUUGCGGUGUACGAUCCGAAAGAUGAAGGCAACUUUGCGAUCUUCCAGCGAGUGCUAGCUGGGAAGAAGGUGUAG
This is a messenger RNA of Penicillium chermesinum, 1266 nucleotides long. RefSeq lists its product as uncharacterized. The record is from RefSeq and is a predicted model, not a curated record. Bases 1 to 1266 code for a protein of 421 amino acids. Lineage: Eukaryota; Fungi; Ascomycota; Eurotiomycetes; Eurotiales; Aspergillaceae. The transcript has a single exon.